Sapajus apella (tufted capuchin) is the source of this 2554-nucleotide messenger RNA. Its product is annotated as transmembrane O-methyltransferase. NCBI's taxonomy places the organism in Eukaryota, Metazoa, Chordata, Mammalia, Primates, Cebidae. Gene Ontology annotation, biological process: catecholamine catabolic process; developmental process; dopamine metabolic process. The record is from RefSeq and is a predicted model, not a curated record. Gene Ontology annotation, molecular function: catechol O-methyltransferase activity; protein binding.
GCCUUGGAGCUCCGCCCCCCGGUAAGCAUAGCGUCAGUUCUCAUGGCGCCUGCGGGGUAGUGGCAACUAAAGUAGUUGCCAUGGAGUUGCCCUGAGUAACCCUGAGGGACGCCGAGACUGGAGAGGAAGCAACUGCGGAAAAACCUCAGCUUAACUUUAGCUAACAAAUUGGAAGGGAUCUGAUAAGAUAAUUCACACCACAUUGCAAGUGACUGAAAAUAACAUUGUGUUCACCCCUCUCAGGGAAUAUUUCCAUUUUGACAGGGAACAAUCCCUGGACCCACAGGAAUGAAUCCCCAAUGGUGGAGUUUCAGGCAUCAGUGACAGGCUGAACCGGGACUCCCAGGGCACAUGGUUGCACCUGACGAAUGAUGACCUGAACUAUGAACAAACAGGACUAUAUGAACACUUGGGUACAGGAGCCCCCUCUUGACUACUCCUUCAGAAGCAUCCACAUCAUUCAAGAUCUGGUAAAUGAGGAGCCAAGGACAGGGCUACGACCACUGAAGCGUUCAAAGUCGGGGAAAUCACUGACCCAGUCCCUGUGGUUGAACAACAAUGUUCUCAAUGAUCUGAGAGACUUCAACCAGGUGGCUUCAAUGCUGUUGGAGCACCCAGAGAACCUGGCCUGGAUCGACCUAUCCUUUAAUGACCUGACUUCCAUUGACCCUGUCCUAACAACUUUCUUCAACCUGAGUGUCCUCUAUCUUCAUGGCAACAGCAUCCAGCGCCUGGGGGAAGUGAAUAAGCUCGCUGUCCUUCCUCGGCUCCGGAGCCUGACACUCCAUGGGAACCCCAUGGAGGAAGAGAAGGGGUAUAGCAGGCCCAGCACUCCCUUCUGUCCUGUGCUCUGGUCUUCCCUAAGCAGGAGCCUCUAGCCCAGGGCCCAGGUAGGGACCAUGUCCCCUGCCAUUGCAUUGGCCUUCCUGCCACUGGUGGUAACAUUGCUGGUGCGGUACCGGCACUACUUCCGAUUGCUGGUGCGCACGGUCUUGCUGCGAAGCCUCCGAGACUGCCUGUCAGGGCUGCGGAUUGAGGAGCGGGCCUUCAGCUAUGUACUCACCCAUGCCCUGCCUGGUGACCCUGGCCACAUCCUCACCACUCUGGACCACUGGAGCAGCCACUGCGAGUACUUGAGCCAUAUGGGGCCUGUCAAAGGUCAGAUCCUGAUGCGGCUGGUGGAGGAGAAGGCCCCUGCUUGUGUGCUGGAAUUGGGAACCUACUGUGGAUACUCUACCCUGCUUAUUGCCCGAGCCCUGCCCCCUGGGGGUCGCCUUCUCACUGUGGAGCGGGACCCACGCACGGCAGCAGUGGCUGAAAAACUCAUCCGCCUGGCCGGCUUUGAUGAGCGAAUGGUGGAGCUCAUCGUGGGCAGCUCAGAGGAGGUGAUCCCGUGCUUACGUACCCAGCAUCAGCUGAAUCGGGCAGACCUGGUGCUCCUGGCACACCGGCCACGAUGUUACCUGAGGGACCUGCAACUGCUGGAAGCCCAUGCUCUACUGCCAGCAGGUGCCACUGUGCUGGCUGACCAUGUGCUCUUCCCUGGUGCACCCCGCUUCUUGCAAUAUGCUAAGAGCUGUGGCCAUUACCGUUGCCGCCUCCACCACACUGGCCUUCCAGACUUCCCUGCUAUUAAGGAUGGCAUAGCUCAGCUCACCUAUGCUGGACCAGGCUGAGGUCCAGGCCCAGGGGUACUUACUGAUGUCCACUCCCACUCCCAUUCCCACCCCCACCCAAGCAAGGACCUCAGAAUAUCCCCUCCCUUUCCUGUUUGGGCCCUGACACAUGCUGAGUUUAGGGCUGGGGAGGCUCUCUUCCCACCUCUGACCCCUUUCAGCCUCUACACUGACCUGAAGUGUCAACUUCUAUCAGAUUGCUUGGUCUCACUAGGCCCCCUCUUUCCAGAGAGAACCAUGGACUGACAGCAAGAAGCCUGAGCUCCCAACCCAGCUCUGUCACUGAUUUGCUGAGUGACUCCAAGGGAAUCCUUGCCUUGCUCUGAGAUUUAAUCUUCUCUCUUAGAUUUAACACUAAGGAAGUUGGCUGGGAGAGCUCCAAGGGCCUUCUAGCACUUGGCCUCAGAAAGCGUCUCAUCCUCAACCCAUGCCAUGCUGGGUGGGAUCACAGGAAGCGGCAGACAGUGAGUCAGAGGCCCUGCAGGAAUAGCUGGAUACACACUGGGACAGACGAAAUGGUACAGAACCCUGGGCCCAGGGCCAGGAAUGCCCUGGCCUUCCCCAACCCAGGCCCACAUAGCCAAUUAGGUUUGCCUGAUACCCCUUGAGUGCCCUUUCCCCAAAGCCCAAGAGAAGAUGCUGGGCUCCUCUGGGCCCCACCAACAAACAGGGAAUAGACAUGGGGAAAAAUCACUCCUUUGUCUUUAUUAAAGAAACUUAGAAAGAAACCAGACCUGGCAACCAAGGGAUGAGGUACUGGCCAGGAAGGUGAAGUGGGGCUCAGGCCCUGGGGAUUUCAAGUGCAGACUGAUGGCCUGGGAGGGGCCAAGGACACCAGAUCCUGGCAGCAACUGAGGAGGUACCCAAGGGCACUUUCA